GUGCAGAAAACAGGGAAGGUGCUGUGCUUUCCCUGCUAAGUUCAGCCUACAUAGACGCGCUGUGAAAACCUUCAGCGCAUUUGGGUGGUUUUGAGGCUGCUCUUUGGCUGUGCAAAUCUUACGCGAGAAAGCAGAGAAAGUGCGCGUGGAUGGUGUGCCUUCUACGUUCGCUUCCGCAGGCCUCGGUGCGGUGGGAGCAAAGCCUGCGCGCGAUCACCUAGGCCGUGCCACACUGACAAAGAAUGUUCCGAUUUUACUCGGGGAAAUAGCUCUUCAGCGGGGUUCAUUUGCUGCGCUUGGCAAAGAAACCGAAACUAGGAUUUUACUUUAAUUUGGCACGAACAAAGUUCAGACGCGGCAACAAUGGGUGCUCAUUCAUUUUGUGUACUUUUAUUUUUGCCCGCGAUCUGCUCGCUUCAAUUUGGGAGCCACCGCUCAAAUCGCGUUUAAUUUCGCCUCACUGGCACUCUAUCUCAGGUCUUUCAAUGUCAGUGUUCAGCCUCAAAGUAGUUAUACAAAACCUGCAGAGUUGCUUGGAAGAUGAAGACGACCUUGACAUGGAUUCCUACAUUUUGGCCUACAGAGAGCUGUCGAAGUUCUUCCAAGAUCUCGGCUCACUGUUUGGCUUCAUCAACUCUGACGUGAAGAGCAAGCUUGACAUAUUGGAGGAUUACCGGAAGUUGGAUGACAUAGGGGACAACUACGAAACACUGAACACCAUGAUCGAGUACGAGAAGAGCGCAGGCACCAUCGAGGAUACAAAGAAGCCAUCAGGGUCACGCACGCUUCUCCGGCUUCACAGGGCACUGGAGUUCAUCGCCGCUCUGUUUAAAUGGCAUGUCUCUGGUGCAGUCACUGCAGCCUCCUUGAGCCCCUCUGAGGACUGUGUGAGGUCCAUGGUUCAGAGUAUGCGAAGGACUUCUCUAUUCCCAUCUUCCAGGAUAAAGUUGAGUCAGGCAGUUGCAGUCCUUAGGGCUAUCAGCAGUGCCAAUGACGAUGCAUCUGUUGGGAAGAUGGCGCAGGAGAGCUAUGACAGGACACUAGCCAAGCAUCAUCCGUGGCUUAUCAGGAAAGGAGCUUCUCUAGCCAUGUUGACUCUCCCGAAGGUUGAUGAGAUUUUUGCAAAGGCAUUGCCCGAUGAGAAGAAUGACCUGCGGCAACUGGUGUCGUCUGUCUCUGAGGAAGCCUACAAAGUGUACAACUUUACGCAGACUGUCUACGAACAGAAGAACCUUCUUAAUCUUCCUUAACGCUCCAUCUGACCAUGUGCGCGAGAGCGGUGGCCCCCCCCCCCCCUCCCCGAGUGAAGACAGUUUUUGAAUGGCCCUCUGAACAAGAGUGUUUUCUGCAAACUGCCAAACAUCACUGCUCUUGGUAGAACAAAGCUUUAUUUUUUUGUUGUUGUUGCCGGGCAACAGUGUUUUAAAUGUGUUUGCAUGUACACCGUGCUGCCUCAUUCGAGCUGCCAUGACUGGCCUCUCAGUGAAGAGUGAAUGCAAGUUCUCUGUGUGGGUGUCUGACAUCUGAGAGGUGAAAAUUUAGUCUUUAAUAACAACUUAUGAAGUUGGAAGUAGUUACCAUUUCAAGUGCCAGCUUGAGCUGCAGUAAUGUAUAGAUAUCAUGUUUAGCAAUUAUGUUUAACUUUCGAUUUGAGAUUUAAUUCAUGAUAUUUCUUUCGAAAAUGAAGCACUAUGCUCAUGAUUUUAUUGCAACGUGGUCUUCUGCACAGUUUGUAAGUGUGUGUGAGGCCUACAGCCGGUAAGUCAAUGUUAUAGUGAGAGUAGUCUUAGAGUAGAGCUUAAUCUCUUUUGUGCCAUUACGGUGGAAGAGAGAAGAUAUGGAAGAAAAUAUGCACUGGCUGAGAAAACGUUCGAAGUGUGUAGCCCGAACGGGGUAUUUUCAGCAUACCUUACUGUUAGCAUAUAAACUGAGAAAGUAUGGGAACAAGAAGUUGGCAGUGAGGCUUUGCUAUGAUGUCAAACCUGGAAAUAAUGGUUUAUCAGAUAUAACAGCAUGAAUAUAAAGUGUUUGUCACCUAUCACCAUGUAAGAAAUAUAUGCUUAUAACAAAUCUUGGAUAUAACGAAGGUAUUUAAGUGUCAGAUGUGACUUUUUUAUUAACGAGGCUUGACUAUAUUAGUCAAGUUAAAUCCUGCAUAGGCUGAUUCACUCAUGGAAAAGGCCGAGCUCAGUAGACCUUAUGUAGGUGCGUGGUAUGUUGCAGGACACUUAAGUUUAGAGUCAACUCCGCAGCUGCUUAUGGUGUAAUUGCUGAUGAGGCAAAGCAAUAGUGGCUAAAUGCAGCGAAAUGCAAGGCUUUGUUUCUAAUAUGAGUCAGGAUAGAAGGCACAUAAAUAUGCCAUUGCUCAUUAACAUACUGAAGUAUUCUAUGUUUACUUGAAUGUGCUACUUCUCAAGGUAGAAUGAUGUGACACUGCAUUGCAGCACCAAGUCUUGUCCAUGUUGAUGUCAGCGUUGAAGAUGACAGCGUAUUGCCUUGUAAUUUAUGCAGGGCAAGUAAUCUAUUAUCGAAGUACUUCUUUUCCUUUGAUUCUGUUGAUUCUGUGUGUCACAGUGAGUGAUGGAUCUUGAAGAUCACAGUAGUGCAGCAGCGAGAGGCCUGCGUGCUAAUCAUGCAAGUUCAAUGCAGCAGUUAAAUGAAUUUCUAUGGAAUUUGUAUUCAGAUCAUUUUGCUUAGCAGGGAAGAACGUUCAGACAAUAACAAAGAUAGUUUUGUGUGGUAUUCAUUUGACACCUUUAGAAAGUGAAUGAAGUGGUGUUUGUGACUCCUCGAUAAUGGCUUUGUUGCCUUUUUUUUUCCCUUAGUAAGAUUUAAAGAACAAACGAAUCGUGCCAUCAACUUCAACUACAUGAACUGUGACAACCAUUAUACCUAAACCUAAACACUAAAAAGAAGCUCAAUUAUACCUGACCAUAUGCAGCGACAUCAAAACUCCUUGUGACUGUGCCUUUGUGCACAUUAGGGUUAGAUGAUUGCACAAUGUCACUUUAAUUUACUGUCCUGAAAGGUGUUGUAAAUUAAACAGUAAAUUAAAGUGACAUUGUGCAAUCACCUAACCCAAAUGUGCACAAUGUCACUUUAAUUUACUGUCCUGAAAGGUGUUGUCACAUGAUGGAAGACUUGUUCAUAAGCCAUCAGUAAGACUCAGCUGUAAAAGCGUUUGCCUGUCAGUCUUUGCCUUGUGACUUUCAUGUAACUUAACCAUUUCCUGCACUGUUUUUAGCAUAGAGCUGUAAGUGUUCGCUUACAGCAAUAAAUUUAUCUUCAACUAAUUAUUUUUAAAUGCAGUAGAACCUUGUUGGUGCCUUUUGAGGUUGUAACAAUUCGUAAAACAUUGAGAGAAAUGUCAGAAUCAUGUUACCCGAAUGGGACAUAUUUAAUCUUCUCCACUAUAAGCAUAAACUGAGAAAUCUUGUAAAAAAAAAAAGGAUGUAGCAAGGGGAAUUUCUUACUGUGGCCUUUUGCAAGCUAAUGUCUGGAAUCAACAAAACUUUCAUAGAAAGGCAAAUCGUCAGCUCCUGUGCAUUAUAUAAUGUGUUUGUGCGCAAGUUAUGAGAAAUUAAGCACCCUUCUUUGUGUAAGCUGCAAGUGGAAGUGCAUGAAGUGGUUUCAUACUCCAUGUACAUGGCAUUCCGUGUGGCAUAUCAACGUGCUAUGUUGUUGGGAUUGCUAGUAGGAUUGCCAUAGGGUUUCCUGCAUAAAUUUCCUGCGUGGAUUUGUCUGAUCUCUGUGCUUGUGGCUUCAUACCUUUUUGUGACUUUAUUUACUGUGCUUUAUCUGCCUUUACUGGCCAAAAUGUUAAAGCAAUCCUGCAUUUCCAAAUGCAGAAGGUAAUCGUCCACAUGCAGGAUUGGCAAUUUUUCCAUUUGUAAUGCAAUGUAUGGUUGAUAAUGAACGAUUUGCAAAGUCACAAAGCUGUUUAAGGCAAGAGAUGUGAAGUUUAGGCAAAUCCCUGCACUAACCAUCAUUCCCGUGCAGGCUGAACCACCAUGCGUGCAACUCCCUUAGGGAACAUAGUACCUUGCUGGUUAAGCAGCGCACAGACACGGACACAGUGAAGACAAACAGGAAUAGAUGACACUUCACUGUGUCUUCACUGUGUCCGUGUCUGUGCGUUGCUUCACCAGCAAGGUACUAUGAUCACUCACCAACUAGCCCAACUUUCCACGUCCCUUAGGGAACUUUGGCAACAUUUGUAGAAAACUUAAUAGGUUGAGCUGGGCUAUGGAAUGUCUCUUUUGAUUCGCGUUACUGGGUCUGCGUACACUGUCAUGCAAGCUUUUUACUUUGAUGCUUGUUGGAUAGGGUCUUUAAGGACUGGAUAGUGCUUUUAACCUAAUUGCAAUUAAAAUUUGCAUCCACACUCUUCAUUGCAUCUUGUAUUCCACAUCUAUCACCGAGGCUGUGCAGUUGCAGUUUUGUUUAAAUCUUUCACGGAUCUACAUAUUAUAUUUUUGAAAGCAGGCUGCAGUUGUUAUGCAUCUCCUUUUUGCUCAUACCUCCUCUUGCGUCAUGUACUACAACGCACAUUGAAACUUUUGUGUUAGCCGAUGAAAUGUUCACCUUUGUUGUUUUGGUGUACAAUUGUUCACUUUUUGUGGAUUGUUUUACAAUUAUGUUACUGUUGCUUGGGUUUGGUAACCAUGGCAAGUAUUCUUGCCCCAAGUGUACUAAGCUUUAGCACUUGCCAUUUGCAGCUAAAAAAUCUUGAUUGCUAAUUUCAAGAAUUGUUUCAUGCCAUGCGGCUGAAACACUUUUAUGAUAUGCAUGCACAAGUGCGUCAAUAUGGUCAAAGGCCGUGCAAGAAGAUAACACGCAUUGCUGUUUCAGAAAGUGCAGUAAAGCAUUGUAAGCAAGCCCAACACGCAUGCAGUUUAGUUUCUCUUCCAUUACAGCAGCCUGAGAAUGAACUCUGCACUUAUUUCUUCUGUUCACUUGCAAUCACAUUAACGGGAUUUUAACUUUGUAUCCUUUUUUUCACGAUUCUUUCAUGUGAUAUGCUUUGCACCAGGGGCCGAAUUCAGAGUGAAUCUCAGGAAGUUUUCUUGUCUCAGCAACUAACAAACAAUAAUGUGCCAUGUCACACUGCAUAUUUAUUUGAAAGGGAAGAAAAGGACUGGAUGAGGUGAUACACUGGCUGCAAUCAAUUAAUUAUUUUUCACAGUCGACAGCUCUUAAGGUUUCAUCACACAACUUUCCGGUCUGCACACCUGUGUACGUGAUUACUAUAGCUCAGUGCACUGCCUUCAAGAUUGGCUCAUUUCAUUUCCUGCUAUAGAAACAGGAUGGGAACGUAUAAGUUACGGGAGCAUGCUGGGAGCAUAAUUCCGUGCUGAAUAUUUCUGGCUUUAAACUGCUUAUAGACACGUAAAAACAUUUCUGUCAAAGAAUGCUGUAAGGUAAAGUGGCAACAGUAAUGUUACAUCUUUUACUGGAGCACCACAACUUUAACUCCUCAUACGGUAGUGCACGAUUGGGUAGGUUUUACAUGAAAUCGCAUAUGAUUGGAACUGGAUUUCAUAGAACUGAAGAGCAUGGUAGAGAAGCUGUUUGCUGUUUAUGACUGUAACCAUUAACACGUACAGAUCUAGGCUUUUUGCCAAAGAGUAAACGAACAAGGUUUGCAAGACUAGGCAGAGAGAGAGCAAUAUUUAUUAUUUUAAUUUUUGACAAACCAACUGCACACAACAGAGCUGCUGCUGAGUGUAGCAGUAUAGUCGACUUCCGUUAAUUCGACCUUGACAGGACUGACAAAAUUUAUCCCAUUAUCUGGCGGGUCGAACUAAACGAGAUGCAGAAAAAACGCCAAAAUAGACCGACAGUAUUUGCCAAAAUCAGACACACCCUCGAAUCAAACGUGCGCCCACUUUUUAUCUGUCCAAAGUAGGAAACUAAUGUAGAAAUAACAUUGAAGAUCUUAAACAACGUAGAAAUCGAACGUGCACCUAAUUUUUUAGCAAGAGGAAGGCUUCGGCAAGGGUUUAUUGCACAAUGGCGGCCAGUUUUCAAAAGUCUGCUUUGCCGCAUUACAUUACUGGUAUGCGGUAAAGCAAAACAAAUCUGUUUUUGUUUCUUAUCCUAUUGCACCACGUGGGUAAUUUUUGGCCCAAUUUUCCUGGAAAACAUAAGGCACGCAUUAGAAUGAGAUAAGUAGCGUAAUCAUACAUAUUGAGCUAUGGUUGUUCUGUGAAAAUCUGUCUAGGGCCGAUUAGUCAUGUUCGAAUUAUUUGUCGAAGGCCAAUUAUAGGACCGAAAUGACGCAAGUUUAGACCCAUAGAAAUGCAUGGUUGCUGGCUGGGACCUUCGUUCAGGAUUGAAUUAACCGAAAAUUUGGAUUAACUGAAGUCUGUACAAUUUCCUUUGUCAGCUUCACCUAUUAUUCUCUCGUCACUAAAUGGCACACGUCAUUCGUUGGACGAUUAAUGUGCACAAUUACAAUGUUGUUAAAGAUUUCGGGGGGAUCUCUCCCUGCAUUGCAGCAAAUUGCAGAUGUGCUUCACUGUUUGGCAAAAGUCUUGUCCAUGACCCUCCCCCCUCCCCACCUUUCUUUUUGCUCUCUGAACUGUGUGCCGAUGUCAAUAUUUGCCCACAGAGUGUUGCUGAUUUGCACAAGUUUUUUAAUGGGUAAUGUUGAAAACAGAUUUCUACUGUGCUUACUGCAGUUUGGAAGCAUUCUUUUUGACAACCAUGACUGUCACUGCACCUUUCCCUUGGAGCUCUAGUCAAACUGCACUUAGCAUUUGACAGUCAAUUAUCACCGAGCAGGGUACUUUCUGCCAUCUGAAGUUAUGUUUUGUUAAAUAUAUUACUGUGAAUUGAGUGAUCCCAUAUUAGUAAUACUUCUAAUGGUCAUUUCAGCAGUGAGAUUACGUAUGCUAUGCAGUGUCAUUGUUGACAUGUUUUGCUUUUUACCUUUCAUUGUGCAUGUUGGCAGGUGAUCUGAUGUCAAGUCAACAUGAAGUUUGUAUUUGUGUUUAGUUUUUCUCUGUUCAGCUGCAGUCAAAUGUCACACAAUUCAGCUUGACAUGCAGCUUUAGCACUAUGAGCAUGUUUUCCAAUAGAGAACCUUUGCACAUUAUUUGUAGCAAAGGCCGAUUUCAAGGGAUAGAAAAUGUCGAUGGCCAACACAGAUGGGUUGUAACUCAUCAUUGAACUUUUGCUGAUGAGUGCUACCUUAACCUGGCCUGUUGUUGGCACGAUGUUUCACUAAUUUUGUGAGCCUAAUUAAAGAGCACUAUGAGAUUUUAUAGUGUUUUGAAUGCCUGUAGUGGGCGAGAGUAGUCCAUGAUUUCUGUUUUUUUUAAUGUGAGGUUUCCAAAACAUAAAUUUAGGUGACUCAAUUACAUUCGUGGCAAAACUUAGUUGUGUGUUUUGUAUAGAUGGUUUGCAUUCAGGUAAUCAUACAUUGUCAGUGGUAUGCUUGCAAAUUGGAGAAGUGGGAUUGGUGUAAUGCUACAUAAGCAAACUGAAGCUAGCAUUGCACUGUGAAAUAUAUAUUUAGGAGAAAGGUAAAUGUGCUCAUGUCAUUUUUAAAUUAGUUUGCUUAGCGUGUAACUGUUAUAAAACAAAGAACACUGGAGAUCAGUGGCAUCAACAUGCAUUCAGCCGAUCAGAUGUCUUAUUUGCUGCAUUCACAUUUCCUGUUGUAAUUCACAUAAUUGUUAAAGUGGAUGGCUUGUUUGUACACAAUCUUUUCCAGCUUUGAAUUAGUGGUUGUGCGUUAUGUCUAUUUUGUAUAGUAACUGCUUUUGUACUUUUAUAAGAAAACUUUAUAUAUACACUUUUAGGAAAUAAAAAAAAAAAAGAUGGUUCUGGA
Dermacentor albipictus is the source of this 7837-nucleotide messenger RNA. Its product is annotated as ceramide-1-phosphate transfer protein. Gene Ontology annotation, molecular function: lipid transfer activity. Lineage: Eukaryota; Metazoa; Arthropoda; Arachnida; Ixodida; Ixodidae. Gene Ontology annotation, cellular component: cytoplasm. The record is from RefSeq and is a predicted model, not a curated record. Gene Ontology annotation, biological process: intermembrane lipid transfer.